Messenger RNA from Larimichthys crocea (large yellow croaker), 6982 nucleotides. It is a transcript of the gene rp1, whose product is annotated as oxygen-regulated protein 1. Gene Ontology annotation, cellular component: axoneme. The transcript is spliced from 5 exons. Gene Ontology annotation, biological process: photoreceptor cell development; intracellular signal transduction; retina development in camera-type eye. Bases 201 to 6596 code for a protein of 2131 amino acids. NCBI's taxonomy places the organism in Eukaryota, Metazoa, Chordata, Actinopteri, Sciaenidae. The record is from RefSeq and is a predicted model, not a curated record.
UACAGCCAAAGAGGCACUGAGGGCUUCUGGAGCUUUUCCUUUUUUGCCUUCUCUACAGGACAACCUUCCAGUCUGCUGUGCCCUCCAACGCUGCUGAGAGGCUUUGACCUACGCUUGGAGGAAUAACGAAUGCACACUUCCUGCUGUUUCAGCCUUUAUAAUUAAGGUGAAAUGUGAGAUACACGCUACCUCCACACAACAUGAGUAACACACCUGUCCAGGAGCCACCUGCCCAGGAAUUGUCCUCUGGCAGCGGGCAGACGUUACCCUCCCGACCCUUCCAGCCAAUCUCUGAUCCCUCAGCUUCUAAAAGAGUAUGUUUCUACAAAAGUGGGGACUAUAAAUUCAGUGGGCAUCGCCUUGUCAUCAAUGCUCGCACCUUUAAGACAUUUGAUGCUCUGCUGGAUGCUCUCUCCAAUAAAGUGCCUCUGCCAUUUGGAGUGAGGACCAUCACCACACCUCGCGGGACCCACCUGGUUAGGGCUUUAGAUGACUUACAUGAUGGGGGAUCAUAUGUGUGUUCUGAUCAGAAACGGGUGAAACCGUUAAAUCUGGAUGAAGUGAACCGGCGUCAGGUACCAUGGAAUACCACCAGACCCUUCAGCGCAGGGCGACAAAAGCGUCAAAGACUUCAGAUUGGUAGAAGGAAUGAAGUCACCAACAGGUCAGCAAAGGUUGCUGAGAGGGUGGCAGUACGGACACCAAAGAGGAUCGUGGUCAUCAAGAAUAGGGAUCCCACUGUUAAACGCACAAUUGUGUUGCAGAAAAGAACAGCACCAACAUUUGACGCUUUACUGGAUUACCUUUCCCAGAUCCUCGAGUUCCCAGUGCUGAAACUCUUCACGACAGAUGGCAGAAGAGUUGAUGGUCUUGCAGCACUUAUCCUGUGCUCUGGAGUUGUCGUGGCAGCGGGCAACGAGCCAUUUAGAUUAGGAAACAACAGUUUUCACAGAGCCGGCCAGAUGGCACAAACAGCGUACAUGGAUACAGUGGAACCAUCAAUGUUGCAGCCCAGAGCUCAGAACAGCAAAUCUUUCUCAAGUGGAAGAGGCUCAAGGAUUUUUUCCUUAUCAUCAGAGAGAUAUAUUGUUGACCAAGUAAACAAGUUUCGGAAUGGAAGCAUGAAUGGCCCACUGCAUCACCACGGCGGAUCACUUGAAACAUCGGUCAACCAUCGCCACACACCUGUGGAGACGUGUGAAAACGGCAGGCAAGACAGCGACCAUCAUUCUUGCAUUUUACCUCAGGAGGAUGACAUUGAAAAGUCUUUCCGCGUGAAUCAAGACGGCAGCAUGACAGUGGAGAUGAAAGUUCAUCUCACCAUUAAAGAAGAGGAGUUGCUCCAGUGGACUACCACACUAAGCCGCUCCAGCCUUAGCAAGAGGACAGUUUGUGCCUCGAUUUCUGAGUCUGGCAGCAGCUCACCUGACUCAAACAACGCCAUUGCCAAAGACUCCUCUAGCAUCAGUGAAGAUGAAAGGAAAGAGGAGAACCACCCCGCUGGAGCGGGAAAGGGUGUUGGCUUUAACGACAAGCAAGCUUAUGAGGGCUACACUUCUACAGCCUCGGGAAAAGCAAAAACAGGUUUCAGGCGCACUCCUACGCCGGGUCCUCGGCAUGUUAGUAAGAAAGGGUCUGUUGAGAGUGUGAAGAUGGUGACUGAGUCAGAGGUUCAAGAGAGCACUCUGGGACAUUAUUCUUACAUGGAGAGAACCGCUGAUGGUGAGACAACUGAGGGAUACUGCGUCCUCAAACACAGCAGCAGCAAAAGGCCAAUCCCAAAACCUCGGAGGUCGGCGUCUGCAGGGGGGAGCAAGAAAAGCUGCAACUCCUCCAUCAGGUCAUCAGAAGUAGCUGAGGUCCUUCAGAUACAGAAUAAUGGGAUGGAGGUUACAGAGACUGUGAUGCAUAUUCAUGAAGGUCAAGGCUGUUAUGACAACUAUUUUGUAAAUGAGGAAUAUAGUGUAGAUGAUGUACCUUUGCAUGGUUCCACUCCAGCGGCAGAAAGCACUGUCACAGGGAAGUGUUCAUCCAGCAAUGAUUGUGAUAUAGAUUUUUCUACUACCGACUCAGUACAAAGGCAGAAAGAAGAGAUGUUAUCCCUGUCAUCAGAGCCAAUAACUCCAACACACAAUAUUGUGAACAAUCUGUCAGUGACUGAGAAUGAGGUUACAACUGCAAAAAACUCUCAAACAGACGAGACAGUAAGAAAAGACAGAACUCCUAAAAGUGGGAAAAAGAAAAAGACGAUUACCCCCGCAAAGAAUCAGAAGAGUUCAGCUUCAACAAGCAGCUCAGAUAAAAAGCAAAAGGAAAGCAUAAUAAGUCCCCCAAAACAAAGCAAACAUUCAUCUUCAGACAAGCUCAGCAGCAAUGCCAGUGCAGGAAAAAAGAGUUUGAGUUUAUCAGAAAGUGCUAAAGGUGGUCAGAAGAGUAGAGGAACAGAAAAGCCUCAAAUUAAGAAGGUGAGUAAGGAUGAAAAGACAAAAGAGCAAGCCUUAAUAGCUAACACUGAAAAUGUGAAAAGGACCCCAGCUCAGAGACAAAACAUUAAUAAAACAGCUGCUAAAGAUAAUGGCCAUAAUGUAAAUACUCCAACAGGAAGACCUCCAAUGAAGAAGAACAUGCUAGACAUCUUACAAACAAAGAAAUCUACUUUGUCAGGCAAAAAGAUAAUUAGCAAGCCAAAAUCUCUGAUUGAAAACAGAACUUCAUCACCUAAAAAGUCUUCAGAGGUGAGCGAGAGUUUUUCGAUGCCUGCCCUAAAUCCUUCACCCUCUGAAAUCCACCAAUAUGUUGAAAACUGGUUGGAGAAAUCCAGCCCAGAUCCAGCUCCAUACGCUGAGGAGGCCAUCACAGAUGAACCAGAGCCCCGGACAAAGGUAGUGUUUCAGAUAGGUGCUGAUUCUGAAUCAGAUGAAAAGAGUGAAUGCCAGACUAACCUAGAGUAUUAUCUAUCGCCUGGUAAUGCUGGUCAGAAAUCAGCUUCUUGUUUAACAGUACCUCUUUGUCAUGUGGAGCCGGCUACAGCUCUGCUGCACAGUGAACAACCUGCAAAAGGUUUGUGUGUUUCAAUGCCAAGUGUUAGAGUCGAUCUUGUACACCAGGAGAACAGACUGAGGGCACACAAAUCUGUAGAGGCCAUCAAUCCUGACAAUGAAUCAUCUUCAUCUACUUCCAACAUUUUAAGUCCCAAAGCAAAGAUAAAGCCUGUUCUGCAGCAACUUUGUUCAUCGGUUCAGUGCAUCAGAAGGGCAUCUGAUACCAACACAACACCUGGUCUUGAGAAGUCCAACAGCCUUCCUGAUUUCCCAAUGCAAGUGGCUUCAGUGUUUGGCUCGUCAUGUAAAGCCUUCCUGUCAUUUUUAUCUGUGAUGACUCUGCGAGAUAACCUAACAGGAUCCAUCCAGGAAGAUGGCAACCAAUCAAGAAGCGUCUCCGAGGCCAUGCUAAUGAUGGAAUCCCUGCAGAAGAUUUCUGCCAUUGGGGACGAGGAAGAGCAGAGGGCAAGUCUGACGGAUCUGCGAAGCAGAGCGUCUUCUCAGUUCAGGGAGCGUUGGAGGGAUUUCCAGAUUCUGAGGGAAAGGCUUGAGAGUGAACCGCUGUCUCCCAAAGUUUCAGAAACAGAAUUUGCCCUGGAUGUUGUCUCCGAAGUGGGUGACGUAUUCGAGGAUCGCCAUUUGCUUAUUGACGAGCUGAUGGAAGAACUGAAUAUGCCACAAGACCUCAGAGAACAGAUUACUUCAACAAUCCAACAAGCUAGAAGUUUUUACCCUACAGAUGACAGCACUUUUGUAGAAACUGAAAGAAACAAGUCAGACUCAGAGGAAGAUGUGGAAAAAUUUGUCAAAGAAUGCAGCGAUGAAAUCAAACAAUCACCUGAGCCUGAUAUUACCUGCAUAACUGAGACAAAACAGGGUGAUGAUAGCGAACAGGCCAAGACGGUGAAUGAAUCAGAACAAGAACCUGAUAAAGUUCAGGAAACAGACAAUGGUGUAGAAGAAUCAGUAUCAAUAUCACAGACAGAAAGAGAUGAGCCCUUAAAGGACAAAGAAAAUGAACAACAGGAACAAAUAGAGGAGUUUGAGGAGGACAGGGAGAGGAUGAAUGAUAGAGAUGCAAAUGAGAUAGAUGAUGAGGGCGAAGAGACUGAAAUGGAAAAAAGGGAAUGGAAGGAAGAGGCAGAGGAAGGGACAAUGACAGAGGAAAAAAUGCAUGGACAGGAGGAAUGGGAAACAGAAAAGGGAAGUGAAGAUCGGGAAACUGUUGAGAAAGAGACAGAGGAAGAGACGACAGGGGAUGAAGAGGGAGAGGGAUUAAAAGUACUAGAUGAAGAUCAAGAAGCAACAGUGAAUGAUAGUGUAGAGACAGAUGAGAGAGAGGCUGAUGAGGUGACAGAAGAGGAAGAAAAGGGGGAGGAUGAAGGUGAUGUUGAGGCAGAUGAGGAAGAAAAUGGGGAGGAAACUGAGGUGAAGAAAGGGGAAGAGGUUGAAGAAGCAAAUGAAGAUAUUGAAGAGACAGGUGAAGGAGAGGAAGUAGAUAAUAUCGAACAGGCAGUGGAGGAAGAAGAAGCCGAUGCUUUUACUGAGGAAGUAGAAGAAGUUGAGGCUAUUGAGGAGAAAGAGGAAGUGGAAAAGAUUAUUGAAGAGAUGGAGGAGGAAGAAGAAACAGAUGCAGUUACUGAGGAAAAUGUAGAGGAUGAGGUUACUGCAGAGGAGGAGGAGGAGGAAAGGGAAAUGGAGAGGGUUACUGAGGAGGAUGAUGAUGAAGAAGAUGUUGAAGAAACAAAUGAGGACAAAACCAAAGUGGUUAGUGAGGAAAACAAUGAGGAGGAAGAUGAGGAGGAAGAAGAGAGAGGGGAGGAUGGUGAAGAUGUUGAAGUUAAAAAUACAGAAGAAAGGGCGAUUACAGAUGAGGAGGAGGGAGGUGAAGAAACUGACGGGAAUAUAGAAGAGGAAGAAAAUUGUGAUGAGGGUGAAGCGAGCAGGAAAGAGGAGUCUUUGAAAACAGAAAAUAGUCUCGAGGAAGAGGUCAUAGAGCAGAUGGAGAGUGCAGAAAACAUUAAAGCAGAGCAGACGCUAGAUGAAGAAGAGAGGGAAGAUGAUGAAGAAAAUGAAGGUAAUGAGUUAAACGAGGGAUUCGGUCAGGUAGAAGAGCGAGAAUCAAAGCAUGAAGUAGAGGAAGAAAGUGCUUUUGAUGAUUCAGGCAGUGUUAUCGUUGACACAGGUUGUAGAAACCUUCUGGACGAGGCCUCAUAUCUGCAGCAGCAGGACAGCUGUGAAGAGGAAUCAAAUGUAGAUACUAAGGAAACAGAACACGACACUGAAUCACCAACCAAAUAUUCCUCCGAGGGUCAGUGUGAAGAUGAUAAAGCUACCGUGACAGACACUAUUAAUGAACUUGACGCAGACCAGGGAGGGGAGCAUCACGAGGAAAGAAGCAGCAGUCUGUCACAUCCAGUGGAAAUAUCACAGGAGUUACUUGACUUUGUUAACUCUGCCCUACAGUCAUCUUCUCUUAUAUUCACAUACGACUCUAGGGGGAACAUCAGGAUAGAGCCAGAUAAUGCUCGAGUUGUACAAACUAAACAAACUCUUAUUCCAAAAAGUAGAAAGGAUAGUGCAUAUGGCUUAAAGUGUCUCCCGAGCCCGAGCACGUCAGAUUUAUCUGAUUACAGACCCGAAACAUCGGAGAGUGGUGGAUACAAAAGUCAGGACUCUGUAGAUGUUGUCACAGAGAGUGGAGAAGAGUCCGAGAAACCUUUUCCAGUCUGCAGACGUAAGACUGAUAUACCUAAUGGGAGAACUAAUGUGGAGCGAGCUAACUCCAAAUUGUCCGUUGCAAGUAAUUCAGAAGUCUUGCAGAAUUCCCGAUUAAAAAGUGGAGGCAGUUUCUCUUCUUUCGACUCAGGCUCUAAAGCCUCAAGGGAGGAUCUGUCUUAUUUCAGUGCUGCAAGCUCUCAAAAGGCAGAUGCUGAACCUGCCAAGGAGGCCACACAGUGCAUUUCUUUCACCUCAGAAAAAGACUCAAUUGAUGGAGUUUUGAUUGACCAAGGUAGAUGGCUGCUCAAGGAGAAUCACCUCAUUAGAAAAUCUCCUCCACUCUCCAUGGGAAUGUAUGAUAAUGUAGAUAGCACAUCUGUAGAUACGGGUCAGGAGAACAUGAGCGAGGAUUCCCCGUCUCCUUGUAAAACUCAGCAUAACCCUCUUGCAGCCAUAUCCUCAUCAGAGCUUGAGGAGAUGGCGAAGCCGAAGUGCACAUACUUCAACAUGCCACAUGGAAGUGAUUCAGACCCCUUUCUGGAUGACUCCAGUUUAAAAAGUGGGAAAAACGAUACGAGCAGCGUCAAAGGAAGAGGCUUCAGGGUGUCACCUACGAUUGACACUACCAAAACCUGGCCAAAUAAAAAUGGUAGUCUGUCUUCAUUUGCAUCAGUUGAGUUUAAAGUAGCAGAUGGAAAGGUGCAUCCUGAGGGGGAGUCCUCGGCUGUGACGCGGCCAAGGAGGACAUCUAGUGGAAGAGGGGCUGUAAUGCAAGCACAAGACUCCCUGGACACACUACAUGUGAGAUGCGGCCAAUACUGUCCCAUACUGUAACUGCAAGACGUUAUGUUUCACGGAAAUAUUCACACAUGCUGGUCAUUCAUGUGCUAUUAGUUUUUGGUUUAUAAUGCAGCUAGAAAUGUUUAAAUAAUCAUGAAAAGAAACUUUUCUUGCAGUCUCACCUGACCUACAGACAUGUGCAGUGAGUGUGCCUCUUGUUUAUGUUAUACAUAGUUUAAAAUGUCAGUUUACAAACUUCAAUGCUGUCUUUUAAAUGCAAUAUAACAACAUCAUCAUAUAAGGACAGCUUAUUUUUUACUGAUUCAAUGCUCCUGACUGUACAUUACUUAUUAUCUAUUAUAUCAGAUACCACAAGUCAAUCAGUUUCUUAUUGAAUAUGAUGCAAAACAUCAUUAUAUUUUAUUUUGUUGCUUGUUCGG